Messenger RNA from Mus pahari (shrew mouse), 1557 nucleotides. RefSeq names its product glucose-6-phosphate 1-dehydrogenase-like. The coding region runs from base 10 to 1557 and encodes 515 amino acids. NCBI's taxonomy places the organism in Eukaryota, Metazoa, Chordata, Mammalia, Rodentia, Muridae. Gene Ontology annotation, cellular component: cytosol. The record is from RefSeq and is a predicted model, not a curated record. Gene Ontology annotation, biological process: glucose metabolic process; pentose-phosphate shunt, oxidative branch. Gene Ontology annotation, molecular function: glucose-6-phosphate dehydrogenase activity; NADP binding. The transcript has a single exon.
GAAAACAUCAUGGCAGAGCAGGUGAACCUGAGCCGGACCCAAGUGUGCGGGAUCCUGAGGGAAGAGUUGUACCAGAAUGAUGCCUUCCACCAAGCUGAUACACACAUAUUUAUCAUCAUGGGUGCAUCGGGUGACCUGGCCAAGAAGAAGAUCUAUCCCACCAUCUGGUGGCUGUUCCGCGAUGGCCUUCUACCUGAAGACACCUUCAUUGUGGGCUAUGCCCGCUCAGGACUCACAGUGGAUGAUAUCCAAAAGCAGAGUGAGCCCUUCUUUAAAGCCACUCCAGAAGAAAGACCCAAACUGGAGGAGUUCUUUGCCCGUAACUCCUAUGUAGCUGGCCAGUAUGAUGAUCCGGCCUCCUACAAGCACCUCAACAGCCACAUGAAUGCUCUGCACCAGGGGAUGCAGGCCAACCAUCUAUUCUACCUGGCCUUGCCCCCAACAAUCUAUGAAGCAGUCACCAAGAACAUUCAAGAGAUCUGCAUGAGUCAGACAGGCUGGAACCGCAUCAUAGUGGAGAAACCCUUCGGGAGAGACCUGCAGAGCUCCAAUCAACUGUCGAACCACAUCUCCUCUCUUUUCCGUGAGGACCAGAUCUACCGCAUUGACCACUACCUGGGCAAAGAGAUGGUCCAGAACCUCAUGGUGCUGAGGUUUGCCAACAGGAUCUUUGGACCCAUUUGGAAUCGAGACAACAUUGCUUGUGUGAUCCUCACAUUUAAAGAGCCCUUUGGUACUGAGGGUCGUGGGGGCUAUUUUGAUGAAUUUGGGAUCAUCAGGGAUGUUAUGCAGAACCACCUCCUGCAGAUGUUGUGUCUGGUGGCCAUGGAAAAGCCUGCCACCACAGAAUCAGAUGAUGUUCGUGAUGAGAAGGUCAAAGUGUUGAAACGUAUCUCAGAGGUGCAAACUGACAAUGUGGUCCUUGGCCAGUAUGUGGGGAGCCCCAAUGGAGAAGGAGAAGCUGCCAAUGGAUACUUAGAUGACCCCACAGUACCCCGUGGGUCCACCACUGCCACCUUUGCGGCAGCUGUCCUCUAUGUGGAGAAUGAACGGUGGGAUGAGGUACCCUUCAUUCUGCGCUGUGGCAAAGCCCUGAAUGAACGCAAAGCUGAAGUGAGACUGCAGUUCCGAGAUGUACCAGGCGACAUCUUCCACCAGCAGUGCAAGCGUAAUGAGCUGGUCAUCCGUGUACAGCCCAAUGAGGCAGUAUACACCAAGAUGAUGACCAAGAAGCCUGGCAUGUUCUUUAACCCUGAGGAGUCAGAGCUGGACCUAACUUAUGGCAGCAGAUACAAGAAUGUGAAGCUCCCUGGUGCCUAUGAACGCCUCAUCCUGGAUGUCUUCUGUGGGAGCCAGAUGCACUUUGUUCGUACUGAUGAACUCAGGGAAGCCUGGCGUAUCUUCACACCACUGCUGCACAAGAUUGAUCGAGAAAAGCCCCAGCCCUUCCCCUAUGUAUAUGGCAGCCGGGGCCCCGCAGAGGCAGAUGAGUUGAUGAGGAGAGUGGGCUUCCAGUACGAGGGGACCUACAAGUGGGUGAACCCUCUCAAGCUCUGA